Messenger RNA from Adineta ricciae, 1017 nucleotides. The record is from the annotation of a GenBank genome assembly. NCBI's taxonomy places the organism in Eukaryota, Metazoa, Rotifera, Eurotatoria, Adinetida, Adinetidae.
AUGAUUUUUCCUCAAAAUUCUUCGUCGAAUCGGUAUGACGAUGUUUCGCUGAGUAUCAAUCGUUAUAUCGCGCCGAUUGUACUUUGUUUUGGUACUGUUGGAAAUACUCUGAAUAUUUUUCUUUUAUCUCAACGAACUCUGCGUACAAAUUCAUGUGCGUGGCUUUUUCUAACAUCGUCCAUCUCAAAUUUGGUUUGUAUUAUGUUUGGUAUGAUCACACGCAUUGGAGAUGGAUGGAAUUUCGAUUUGACGAGAACAAAUCGAUUGCUAUGUCAGCUUCGCGUUUUUCUGGUCUUCUCGUCCAGAACUAUUGGCUUUUGGUUAAUUGCAUUAGCAACUAUUGACCGAUGGCUUUUGUCAUCGAUCGAUGCUAAUUAUCGUAAGAAAAGUUCGUUAAAAAAUGCUCAAAAAGGUGUGAUUAUCAUAACUUGUAUCUCGAUCAUCCUCUAUGCUCAAGUAUUCUACUGUUACGAUGCAAAUCUGCUCACUGCUCCAUUACGAUGUUACAGCAGAACAAUGGAAUGUCGUUUAGCAAAUGAUUUAAUUUAUGUACUGAUGACAAUUAUGAUUCCUCUAACGGCUACGCUUGUCUUUGGAUUGAAGACCAUUUCAAAUGUACGACAAAGCCAGCGACGUAUACGUCAUCUUGCUGUUCAAAAUUUGUCACAAACGCCUACAUUAUCAAGCGCAGAUAAUCCACAGAAUCGGUUGAAGAAGAAAACUGAUCGGCAAAUGCGUCAAGCGCUGUUUGUUCAAGUUAUUAUUUUAAUCAUCUUAGCGUUUCCACAGGCUAUUCAAAAAAUUUAUACGACAGCAACUGAAUAUCGGUAUUCGGAUACUUAUAGCGACAAUCGCUCGUUUGAUACCUUGAUUUAUAACUGUUCUGUUACACUCUCGUUUUUGGCUAGCGGAAUGCCCUUCUAUAUUUACACAUUAUGUGGUGGAGAUAUCUUUCGGAAUGCUUUAUAUGAACUAUUCCAAACAGUAAAAACAAAAAUUGCUCACGUAAUAGAAUAA